AUUUAAUAAAUCUAAUCGGGGAGGGAGAAGCAAAACCCCGUCCCCGCUUCACUUCCUCGAUGGGGCAGGAAAACCCAUGCGGGGCAGGGGAUGCGAUUUGCGGGGCGGAGUGGGAGAAAAUGCCCAUUCCUAGGUGGAAGCAUUCCUAAUGAGAUUCAAAACCUUAUUAACCUAAAUGUACUAGGGAUGGAGUAUAAUUUGUUGAUAGGUAUCAUGGGGAAACUUUCAAACUUGAAAAGUUUGUAUUUAAGAGGAAACCAUCUAAUGGGGGAAAUCCCCUCUAACAUCGGUAACAUGACUCAACUUUUUUAUCUUCUUUUGAAUAAUAAUAGCUUACAAGGAAACAUACCUGAAAAUAAACUCAAUGACACCAUACCUGAACUUCUCAUGAAUCUCUUAUCACUUUCUGUAGGCCUUGACAUAUUAUACAAUUCCUUAACAGGCACAUUGCUCGUAGAAGUUGGAAACUUGAAGGAACUUCUUAUCCUAGAUGUUUCAUACAAUAAAUUGUCUGGCGAGAUUCCUAGCGCACUAGGGAGAUGUUUGGCCUUGGUGCAAUUGUAUAUGCAACAAAACCUCUUCCAUGGGAUUAUUCCUUCAAUUAGUCAGUUAACGGGCCUUCAAUAUUUAGAUCUCUCUAGCAAUAAAUUUUCAGGCCAAAUUCCACAAUACAUGGUGAAUCUUUCCUUUCUUCUAAAUUUGAAUUUGUCCAACAACAAUCUUGAAGGUGAGGUACCCACACAAGGAGUUUUCAGCAAUGCAAGUGCUGUUGAAAUCUACAACAACAUUAAGCUUUGUGGGGGAAUCCCAAAGCUGCACCUACACCGCUGCCCUACUCAAGAACUUCAAAAACCAGGGAAGCAUACUACUCUAAAGUUAGUACUGGUGAUUGUCAUUCCUAUUUUUUUAAUAGGCUUGACGUUGUUUUUGCUUUCAUUUUACCCGAUAAGAAAAUUGAAGCAAAAAUCUCUAGAAACAUAUUCAUUUGGACGCUUCUUUCCAAAAAUCUCUUACACAGAUCUCCUCAAAGCAACUGAUGGAUUCUCUACUGAGAAUUUGAUUGGAUCUGGUCAUCAUGGAAGAGUGUACAAAGGAAUGCUCAGUCCUGAUGAAUCAACUGUGGCGGUUAAAGUACUCAAUCUUCAUCAACGAGGAGCAGCCAAAAGCUUCGUGGCUGAAUGCCAAGUUUUGAGAAACAUUAGACACCGUAACCUUGUCAAGGUCCUGACUGCUUGCUCCAGUACUGAUUAUGAAGGCAAUGAAUUUAAAGCUCUAGUAUAUGAGUUCAUGCCAAAUGGAACUUUAGAAAGCUGGUUGCAUCCAAGAGAUGGUCAAUCACAAACAAGAAAAUUAAACUUUCUCCAGAGGAUAAACAUUGCAAUAGAUGUGGCUUUCGCAUUGCAUUAUCUUCAUAAUGAAUGUCAAAUGCCUAUUGUUCACUGUGAUAUAAAGCCAAGCAAUAUUCUUCUUGACAAUGACCUUACAGCUCAUGUAAGUGAUUUUGGUUUGGCAAGGCUUCUAAAUGUGUAUGUACCUAUAGAGGUGUCAACUCGUGGGGACACGUAUAGCUUUGGAAUCCUCUUGUUGGAGAUGUUUACUGGUAGAAGGCCUACUGACGAGCUAUUCAAAGACGAUUUGAACCUUCACAACUUUGCUAAAAUGGCAUUGUGUGGGCGAGUAACAGAGAUUGUUGACCAAUUCCUAUCAAGUGAGGUAAUGCAAGGAGUUCAAGAUUGCAUUGGAAGUUCGAGUGAGCAUACAAGGAUAGAAUUCUUAGUUUCUGUAUUUCAAAUUGGAGUGGCAUGCUCAUAUGAUUUUCCAAUAGAUAGAAUGAACAUGAGUGAUGUUGUCUUGGAAUUUCUCUUAGUCAAAGACAAAUUUCUUGGAAAUGGAGUGCGCGAUAACACAACCCAGUUUACAAGUGAAAUCUCUGAAGCUAUAGUAUAG
Messenger RNA from Camellia sinensis, 1947 nucleotides. The record is from RefSeq and is a predicted model, not a curated record. Lineage: Eukaryota; Viridiplantae; Streptophyta; Magnoliopsida; Ericales; Theaceae.